AUGAUUUUUAGUGAUGAAUUUAAAGAUGGAGUGUUUUACGGCAACCAAGAUUUUAAUAUACCAUACCAUAUGAAUUUUGGUGCAUUUAUCGUACAAAACAUUAUAAAUUAUAAAGAUAAAACUGUUCUGAUAAAUGGAGUAACAGGGGAAGAAAUAACAUACAGAGAGUUUGCACAAAGAGUAGUGAACACUGCUGACUCUCUAACUCAUUUGGGAGUGGAUGUUGGAGAUGUUGUCGCUAUUUUUAGUGAAAACCGGAUAGAGUUUAUACUUACAGCAUGUGCUGUGUUUUGUGUUGGCGCAACUGUCACCUUUUUUAAUACUUCCUAUGGCGAAAGCGAGCUAAAUCACACGAUAAACAUAUCUAAACCGAAAUAUAUUUUUCUCUCGGGGACUGCAUGCGACAGUCACUAUGAAAAUCUGCAGAAGCAUAAAAUGAUAAGAAAAUUCAUUUUGUACGACGACAGAGGGUCAUCGAGGUCACAAAAUGUAGUGUACUUCAAGGAUUUAGUAAAGUGCCAGGUGGAUUUAAAUUUAUACAAACCUGUACAUCUUGGAGGAAAAAUUCUAACUAGUAUGAUAUUGUAUUCAUCUGGGACAACUGGACCAGCUAAAGGCGCUAAGAUUACUAAUCUUAAUUUAAUCACCUCAGCACAACAACCACCCCAAAGUAAGCGAGACCUUAUUGCUCUAUCUAUAUCUCCCUGGUGCACCUGUAUGGGUAUAGGUACCCUUCUUAACGCAAUCAUCCACGGCAAGAAGACGGUCUUCCUCGCGAGAUUUAACGAAAAACAGUUUCUACAAACAAUUGAAACAUUCAAGAUAGGAUAUAUAGUAGUACCACCACCCCUUCUAGUGAUGUUGUGUAAAUCGAAGCUUGCUAAAACAUUUGAUCUUAGCUCGAUAGAAAUUAUCAACAGUGGAGGCGCAACUACUAACUUGGAAGUGAUAAAUCAAAUAAAAACGCGAUUUCCAAAUAUAAAAUGUGUUUUACAAGGAUAUGGUAUGACUGAAGCUACAGGUGCACUCACUUCUGACACAGAAGAAAAUCCAAGGGAAGGAAGCGUGGGAAAAGUUGUUCCGGGAAUUAUUCAAAAGAUAGUUGAUCCUGAUACUGGUAAGGUGUUAGGCUAUAGAGAGCCAGGGGAAGUAUGUAUCAAAGGCCCCGUUGUGUUCGAAGGAUACAUUGGAAUCAACUCUAGUAGCAGCUUCUACCCUGACGGGUUUUAUAGAACAGGCGAUAUCGGAUAUUUUGACGAAGAAGGUUAUUUUUACAUUGUUGACAGAAUUAAGGAAUUGAUAAAAUAUAACGCUUGGCAGGUAUCCCCUUCGGAGCUUGAAGCACUUUUAUUAAAACACGGAGAUGUAAAAGAUGCGGCGGUUAUUGGGGCACCAGACUCUUCAGCUGGUGAGCUUCCCUCUGCGUUUAUUGUGAAGAAAGAAAAUUCACUCAUUACAGAUACGGAAAUACGAGAGUUUGUUGAUACAAAGGUAGCAUCAUGGAAGAAGUUACGUGGUGGCGUUAUCUUCGUAGAUUCAAUCCCCAAGAACCCCAGCGGUAAAAUAUUAAGGAGACAAUUAAAACAACUACUUGUGGAUAAAAGAAAAGGAAACGCUCAGAGCAAGCUAUGA
Molecule: messenger RNA, 1632 nt
Organism: Pieris macdunnoughi
Lineage: Eukaryota; Metazoa; Arthropoda; Insecta; Lepidoptera; Pieridae
Source: the annotation of a GenBank genome assembly